CCUCUGUUCCUGUCACGCCAGAUCGCUCCCCGCUUGUGUCAGCGCAUGCAACCUCGACCUCGCUUUCUCGGCCACGCCAUCUCUCUCUCUCUCCCUCUCACCUAUCUCUUCAACUCCACAUCCAUCAUCAAUCCUUAGCUUUGCACUCUCGCACAGAUGAACGGGCUCAACGGUCAGAACGGUGCUCCUCCUUCGCAAUGGACUCCCAACGGUCCUAAUGGCCAGGGCCAGUGGAAUCAGCAAUGGAACGCCUCUCCGAAUCCGCAACAUCCUCACGGCGUCUAUCCACCUCCUACUUCGCAGUCCGCACAGCCCUAUCCAGCAGCUCCCACAAAUGGCCCAUAUCCACCAGCUCAUGCGUAUCCACCGCCCGCGAAUGGAUCUUAUCCUCCACCGACGUCGCAGCCUCCAAGUGUUCCAUAUGCUCACCAGCCUCAUCUUCCGCAUCUCCCUCCAGUUGAGCCUCGCGCAGAGUAUGGAAGAUAUCCCUAUGCAAACGACAUGUAUCGAGGCCCACCUCCGCCUCACAUGCAACAAUAUCAGCAAGCUCAGCCUGCUCCUCGUCAGAGAACUGCCAUAGCUUGCCGUUACUGCAGAAGGCGCAAGAUUCGCUGCUCUGGUUUCGAGUCUUCCGAGGACGGCCGUUGCACCAAUUGCGUUAGAUUCUCACAAGAAUGCAUCUUCACCCCCGUGUCUGCACAGGCUCAGGCCUUCGUACCCGCUCAUACCGUUGGUCGAUGGGCAAGUGGCCAUCCACAGCCUGCUUUGUACGGAGCUUACGGGCAGCCUUUGCCUCAGAGCCAUGUACCUCAACCACCUGGCCCAGGUCAGCAUGGUCAACCUGGCUAUCCACUGCCCAGCCCAACAGGUCCGUAUCCCACCCCCGGUGCGUCUUAUAAUCCUGUCGGUGGUGUCUACGAUGAGAGGGCUUCCCAAGAUGCCAACAGCAGGAAGAGGCCGCAUCAGGAGCCUCACACUCCUACGCUGCCUCCGCCCAAUCCUUCUGUUGCUGCGUCUCGGGGCUAUGCUGAUCAUCGGGCGGCGCAACCGUCGAAGAGUAAUGAUCAUCAUACCUAUCCUGAACCAACGAAUCUAACUGCAAGCGCUGUGUCUCCAGCCUCCUCGCAAAGUUCGUACCAGCCUGGUGGACCACCGUCUCAGCAGCCCUAUUACGCCAAUAACCCGUCUGGGCAACAGCCACCACCACCACCACCCCCACAGCGGCGCCUCUCCCCACAGAGUAAUUACUCGUACGAUGCGAAUCGCACCUCGUCGAGCCCGCACGCGAGUGCCGCCCCCAGUACUCCCAGCACCACUUCUUACCCAUACUCAAACGGCACCGCGCCUCCUCAAGCUGGUCGCACCCCGCCACCAACUUCGCAAUCCGGUGGAAGCCGCAUGCGGAUCGACGACCUAGUCAGCAGCGAUAGCAAGGACGGUGAAACGCGUAGCACCGCGGACAGAAGCAUGCUGGACGCUCUCAAUCGCCGUCCCAUGUAAACCUUACCACCUUUGUCAAAUCAAUCGUCGCAGAUGACGGUCAGAUGACCCGACGCCUGUCUGAAGCUGGUCUAAAGGCAUGGCACCAUGACAUUAUUUGUCAUUUUCUUCUGCACGGGGGUCUUACAAACUACAAGUCUAGAAUGAAUACGAGGAAAAUCACAUCAACAAAAACUAUAAAAAAACAACAACAUAUCUUCAGCAUGAGCUGGUAGGGUCGAACAGGCAUAUCAGCCUAGAAACACCUGGACCAGCUCAUGAAUAUUGCGAACAUUCUCCUUAAUU
Molecule: messenger RNA, 1785 nt
Organism: Pseudovirgaria hyperparasitica
Lineage: Eukaryota; Fungi; Ascomycota; Dothideomycetes; Acrospermales; Acrospermaceae
Exons: 3
Coding region: 157-1500 (447 amino acids)
Biological process (GO): regulation of DNA-templated transcription
Molecular function (GO): zinc ion binding; DNA-binding transcription factor activity, RNA polymerase II-specific
Source: RefSeq, a predicted model, not a curated record